Molecule: messenger RNA, 1296 nt
Organism: Populus nigra (black poplar)
Lineage: Eukaryota; Viridiplantae; Streptophyta; Magnoliopsida; Malpighiales; Salicaceae
Exons: 7
Coding region: 148-1038 (296 amino acids)
Source: RefSeq, a predicted model, not a curated record
CGCUUACUUUUUAACCACAUCUUCCCAGAAUGUGUGAAAUAAUCAAAUGACUUUUUUUUCGAGUGGAAUCGCCGACGUCUUCAAGCAGCUAUAACUGGUUUCGCAGCUGCGAGUUUCACAACCCCAUGGUGGAUUUGUUCUGCAAAGAUGACGAGUUUUGGCACCAAAGCAGCCUUUUCAAUCCCCAAAACCAAUCUUUUCCAGCUCCAAGUUGCUCUCUUUCACUCCUCUCCUGUUCUUGAACGCAAAAGACGCAAUUUUUGUGAUGCUAGUCAUAGAUCCAGAAAUAGAUCCAACAAUUAUUCUAGGAGGUCCAGGAGGUUAAAUGCAAAUGAAGCGUUACUGCGUAAUAUCGGUGCUUAUGCAGACCACCUAUUUCAGAGUUAUAGAUACAACAAUUAUUCUAGGAGUUCCAGUAGGUUAAAUGCAAAGGAAGCGUUACUGCAUAAUAUCAGUUCUUAUGCAGAUCACCUAUUUCAGAGUUGGCAUGAUGGUUUUGAUGAGGAAGAUCCAUCUUCAAGUAGCGGCCCCUCAUGGUUUAGACAACAAUACUCUAAGGGAUCAAGAAAGGACAUGAAUGACAAUCGGAGAACCACUAGUUGGGGUAAAAAAGGUUUCCACUUUUGUGAAGAAGAUAAUGCUGAUGUUGACAACAUCUUCCGAUCUACAUUUGGUGGGAAUCGAUACUUUUACUGGUCCUUCGUCAGUGAUGAGAAUCCCCAAUGGAAGAACUCAUCUGACUACCACUCUUAUAGCUAUGGGAAGAAUUGGAGAUAUCGGGUUGAAGAGGAUUAUGAUUGCUCAUCAGAAUCUGAUUCCGACGAUUUGGAGUCAAAUUUUGCCUCGGAUAGGCUUGCUCUUGGACUGAGAACUUAUGGUCCCCUAAAACUUGAAGAUGUCAAAAAUGCAUAUCGAUCAUGUGCAUUGAAAUGGCAUCCAGAUCGUCACCAGGGCUCGUCAAAGGCUGUUGCAGAGGAAAAGUUCAAACUGUGCAGUGCAGCAUAUCAAUCUUUAUGUGAUAAGUUGACUACAGCUUGAAGAUUGUUCUCAGCUUCUGUAGCCCAAACUACAUCCAAUCAAGUGGCUGCAGUUUCCAAGGGAAUGCCGAUAGAUAGUGUUAUGUACUUUUGAACAAUUUUUUAUUGAAUUUUGCGACCGAUAAAAUUGCAAGAGAUGGUAAUGGAUUUUAUGUAAUUGGACCCGUGUAGGUGCACAAUGCAAUAACCGUCUAGUGAUGGCAACAAAUUGUUCAAUGUAUUAUUAUAAAUUCCCAAUUUUUAAAUUUAGAUUUUAGAA